Molecule: messenger RNA, 1065 nt
Organism: Myotis brandtii (Brandt's bat)
Lineage: Eukaryota; Metazoa; Chordata; Mammalia; Chiroptera; Vespertilionidae
Product: translation initiation factor IF-2-like
Exons: 2
Coding region: 21-1043 (340 amino acids)
Source: RefSeq, a predicted model, not a curated record
GCUGACCGGGGCCCAGGGACAUGUCCCUGGGGCAGGGCUGCCACACCCUGAAAGGUCCCUCUGGGAAGCCAAGAGCCGGGCACUGGCCUGGGCUGGGAGCCAGAACAGGCCCAGCGUGGGGCCUGGGGGCCGGGAGGAGGAGCAGGAGUGGGCCCCUGACAGCGCAUUCUCCACACCUGCCCAUCCUGCCGGGUGCAGCCAGGCCCUGGCAGACAUGCCUAAUAGCUGAAGGCCAGCCGGGCAAUCAGAGUGGCCAGUGGGCACGGCCACGGGCAGAGGAAGUGACGAUGUGGAAGGAGCCUGCAGGAAACCAGCGUUCAGGUCCCCAAAGGGCCACUCCCUGGGCACCAGCUCUCCACCUGCCCAGCUCUCACAAGGCUGGGGCAGGCCGGCAGGGAUACCAAGGUGGGGCAAGCUCAGGCCUGCAGACAGGGCAGGACCCCACUUCCUUAGCACCAGGGGGCGGGGAGGGGAGAGCCUGGGCUCAGGCCAGGCCGUGGGCCGCAUCCUGGAGCCGUCUGUCCGAGGCCCAGGGAACUGGGGGAGGCACCAGUCCCACCAGUUGUCCGGCUGCUGCCGAGGCUGCUGUGCCAGGUACACCAGGAGCAUCGUGGCCACCCUAUGGGCUGCCAUGGAGGAGCGUGGCUGGGGCUGUGGGCAGCAGCAGACAGCCCUCCAACCACUGCUCUGCCCUGAAGGCCGGUGGACAGAGGUGGCCCAGCCUCCCGGAGGCCUCCUGCCUGGAGAGCAGAGAGGAGGCUCACUCGGCUGCGGCCCGGCCUCCCACCGGGAGGAGAGACCAGGGCCGCAAGGGAAGCUCCUCCAGGCUUCCCGGGCCCCGCGGUUCUGCCAGCCGUGACCAUCCACCCAAGGCCUGUUUCCAGCCACGCAGGCCGCCGUGGGGCCACGAGGGCUGUUGGCGCAGAGCCCAAGUCCUAUGGCCUGGCUCACCAAGGCUGGCAAUGCCCAUGUCCUUGCUGCUGGGCAAGGCCCACAGAGCCCUCACCCCAGCAUCAGCUCAGGGCCAGGAGAUGCCAAACUAGGAAGAGGGGCAGACAGGGCUCC